GCAUUGGUGCAAGAUGCCGCAACGGCUACCGUAGAAGCUGAGUAGUCACUCGGGCACCUUGGUGAGCAGCUGUAGCUGCACCCUGUGACUGUCCAACCUCCCGGCUCUUUAAGCUUGUGUUUGAUAUCUGCAUUGUUUUCAUAUUUGGAUCUUUAAAGAUCGGGCUUUUGAAGGUCGAUAAGGUUCAAGGGAAGUUCUCUUUGGCCUAACAGCCAUACACUUGCAGCUCGCAACCAAGCUGCUCGGCCACUCUUGGGCGCUACUCAACCGUCCAUGGCAAUAUGAUAGGCCCGUUAGCAUUUAUCAGCUCUACACUCCUAGUUGGAGCUUUGGCAGCACAGCCAUCUGCACCGAAGCCUCCGACUCUUCCCCUGCGGGAGCUUCCUUGGGGCCAACUAAAUUUCCUGCACACAACAGAUACACAUGGAUGGCAUGCCGGCCAUCUUCUCGAGCCAUCAUAUUCAGCUGACUGGGGCGAUUACAUAUCGUUUGCGCAUCAUCUGCGCGCAAAGGCCGAUGAAGAAGGCGUGGAUCUGCUGCUAGUUGAUACCGGUGACCGGAUAGAGGGUAAUGGCCUCUAUGAUGGAUCCGAGCCGAAAGGCAAAUACACGUUUGAGAUAGUCAAAGAGCAAGACAUUGAUGUCCUGUGCUCGGGAAAUCAUGAACUUUAUCAAAAGAAUUCUUCAGAGAAUGAGUAUAAUAAGCUUGUCCCUGGUUUCGGCGGGAACUAUUUGGCGUCGAACCUUGAUAUAUAUGACCCUGAUACAGGGACUCGAGUACCGCUGGCUCCCAGGUAUCGGAAGUUUACCACUAAAAAUCUGGGGCUCCGGAUAUUAGCUUUUGGUUUUCUCUUCAACUUUCGCGGUAAUUAUAAUAAUACUGUUGUCCAGAAAGUCGAGCAAACGGUCAAAGAAGAGUGGUUCCAAGAAGUGAUUCGCGAAAAGGAUAUCGAUCUUUUCUUGGUCGCUGGUCAUGUCGACAUCCGCUCGGAGGAAUACACCACCAUCUUCAAAGCCAUACGCCAAGUCAAAUGGGACACCCCAAUCCAUUUCUUUGGAGGACACACUCAUAUCAGAGACUACAAAAAAUUUGACUCGAAAGCCUACGCUUUAGAGAGUGGGAGAUAUAUGGAGACAAUUGGCUUUGCAUCCAUUUCCGGACUUGAACCUGGGAAGUCUGAUGCUGAUGUCUCUGCGAGUGGACUCAGGUAUGAGCGGAGAUACAUUGACAACAAUCUCUUCUCACUUCACCAUCAUGCUGGCUUGAACGACACAACAUUUCCAACCGAACGUGGUACGAAUGUAUCACGAUUUAUUGCAGAAGCAAGAAGCGAACUUGGCUUAGACAAGAAGUUUGGAUGUGCGCCGCAAGAUCUUUGGAUGAAUCGUGCCAAGUAUCCCAGCAAAAACAGCAUGUAUACAUGGUUGGAAGAAGAUGUACUUCCAGACAUGAUACGCGAGAGCGCACGACAUGAUCAACCUCGGUUAGUGCUCAUCAAUACCGGUGCUAUGCGUUUCGACAUAUACAAGGGCCCGUUCACUCGAGACACUACUUAUAUCGUCUCCCCCUUUACAAAUGGCUUCCGCUAUCUCAAGAAUGUGCCCUAUCAAGCCGCGAAGAAACUUAUUCUGCUUCUCAACCAUGGCGGACCGAUUCUUGAGCAAGCAUUUCCGGCCCUGCAGUCGACCGCGCUUGUUCCGCCGGAGCAGCUGACGGCCAAGCAAGACGUGGUGAUCGAGAAUGAAGACGGGCUGUCUUAUGCAGGGUGGGGUCAAACCCCGCUUAAAGAGGGGACCCGACCGACGCCAGGAUAUACAACCCGUGAUGAUGCUGGUGACGAAGGAGACGAUACCCUUCAUUCGCCAAUAUCUUUCUACCGCGUGCCUAAUUGCAUUCAGUCACAGGCAGAUUUUCCCGAAGACGGAAGCGAGCCAGGGUCGGUCGACGUUGUCUUUGUUGAGUUUAUUCAGCCAUGGAUCAUCCUUGGUCUCAACUAUCUUGGUCAGAAUGUCUCCACUGAGAAUACGGAGGCAUUCGUCAAAGGUAAAGACAUGACUACUCUAGUUGCUGAAUGGGUCCAAAACAACUGGAACGGCACUUGUUAGCUUAUCAUAGAUGUAGCUAUUACACAAACGUUUAGAUGAACAUUUUACGCUGUAUGAUUUGUUUGGGUUUUUUUUUUUUUUUUUUUUUU
This is a messenger RNA of Xylona heveae TC161, 2194 nucleotides long. Its product is annotated as Ser/Thr protein phosphatase family. Gene Ontology annotation, molecular function: hydrolase activity. Lineage: Eukaryota; Fungi; Ascomycota; Xylonomycetes; Xylonales; Xylonaceae. The record is from RefSeq and is a predicted model, not a curated record. Gene Ontology annotation, cellular component: cytosol. Gene Ontology annotation, biological process: nucleotide catabolic process. Bases 282 to 2105 code for a protein of 607 amino acids. The transcript has 2 exons.